Molecule: messenger RNA, 3846 nt
Organism: Leucoraja erinaceus (little skate)
Lineage: Eukaryota; Metazoa; Chordata; Chondrichthyes; Rajiformes; Rajidae
Gene: gjd4
Product: gap junction protein delta 4
Exons: 2
Coding region: 238-1542 (434 amino acids)
Biological process (GO): cell communication
Cellular component (GO): connexin complex
Source: RefSeq, a predicted model, not a curated record
UGAGCCUGUGAAGGUGAUGAGUGGGGUUGCUUUGCCUCUGCGGACUUUGCGGACAGAUGCCACAGCGCCAAUCUGCCGUGACCCUGUACACCAGCACGAAAGAGCAAUUUCCCAACCACGUUAAAAAGGGCUAAUGCAAAGUCAGACCUCUUUCUCUUUCAGCUGCUGUAGCCCAGACGGGAGACAUCACUCUGCAAGGACUAUCUGUUGGACAGGGACCUGGCGACCCGCUUGGCGAUGGGAAGCCUGGACAACCUUGGCUUGGUGACUCUCGCCCUUAGGCACAACCUGACCAUAGUCGGGAAGCUCUGGAUUGCAGUAAUCGUGUUUCUGCGUCUACUAGUUGUACUUGGCAUUGGCUACCCCUUGUACCAGGACGAGCAGACUAAGUUUACCUGUGACUCCAUGCAGCCAGGCUGCUCCAACGUGUGCUACGAUGCCUUCUCUCCCAUAUCCCACUGCAGGUUUUGGUUUGUCCAGGCUGUGGUACUGUGUUUGCCUCUGGUGAUCUUCAUAACGUACGUCACUCACCGGCUGCCCCCGCAGAAUGUUGGAUGCCCUUGCCAGCUUCCUCAUAACCCGGCAGAGCCUCCGCUCUUCAGAAAAGUGCCAUCGGCAAGAGCGCCUUCAAUGCUCAAGGUUGGCGAGACAAACCCCGACUUAGAGGAGUUCUGUGGUGAAAUCCUGGCGGUAAACGAAGACCUCAUCACAGGGCGAAGAGUUCACAACUUUUGUGAGGCGUAUGUGCUUCAGUUACUUCUGAGAGCUUUACUGGAGGCUGGAUUUGGGGCCGGACAAUAUUAUUUGUUUGGGUUUAUGGUCCCCAAGAAGUUUGUUUGUUCCAGGUACCCGUGCGCCAAUAUCGUGACAUGUUACCCAUCCAGACCCACUGAAAAAACUCUCCUGGCCAACUUUAUGUUUGGGGUUACUGCCCUCUCGUUUUUGCUGAACUUUGCAGAUCUGAUUCAUGUCAUUAAGCAGGCAGUGAAACAGGGCAAGAGGAGGAAGAUGCUGGUGAGGAACUUUUACCAAGAUGAGCCCUACCCUGACAUGCCAAGUGACCCCCAUGUGCUGCCCGAACACAAAGCGCUGCAAGAUUACGGUUUGCAGGCUAGGCAAAGGCGUGAGAGUGGCGGGAGCGCUGGCGGUGGGUCGGUCUCCAAACCAGGGCAGGAGAGAGCAGCCUUGAAGCAACCGGGGGAGGGGGUUUUGGACCACAUGGCCCUCUCCAACACCAACAGCAACAAUGCGCACCUCAACGUGCUUGCAUCCCAUCAGGCCCUUGCGGGCAGAAUGGCCGGCGAGUGCGGCGGGAAGUGUGCGGGCGACCAGGGACUUGCUGCCCGUUCUUCAGCCGAGAGGUGCGGAGAGGAGGUGCCGGAUCAGCAGGGCUCCAGGUUACGCCAGCACGCAUUGCAGUCCAAGUCCAGCGGGUCUCCGGCGAGCAGCGACAGUCGCCAGAUGAUAGAGGAGUACAGGCUCGUCCAUAUGCGGAUUACAGACAAUGUGGAGAGCAGGAAAAAGAAAUCUGAGUGGGUUUAAAGGGCAGAGGUCAACAUGAACAACUAACCUUUGCUGAAAAUGCUUUUUUUAAACAGCGGUGUGCGGUGACAAUAGUUAGGGAUUUGCUUGCUGUAAAUGGGAUGGAAGGGCACUGUCCCAGUAGGACAGCAGAUGGUGCUGUAUGUGUAGUAAUGGCAAGUUAAACAGGGCCAUAGCAGGCUGUCAGCGUGCAAGUGUCCAGUGAAUGACCCGAUGGUUAUCUGCUUGAGUUUGUUCUCAUGCAAUGGAACUGAAGGGAUUGCCUUAAAGUGCUUUUGAACACCAGAUGUCUUGUAAGUAAAUCUGGUUGUCUCAAAUUUUAGCAUCAAAUUCCAGUGGGAAAUAACACUGUGUGCUUUACCAGUGCAACUUUGACAGCCCCAGGACAUCCUGUUGUGCUUCAUAGUGAUUAAUGCAGCCGCUGAAUUGUAAUUACUGUUCUAAUGUAGGAAAUGCAGUAAACUCCCACAAGCGAAAAUUGAAUCAUAAGUUCAUGUGUUAUACAGUAGGAGCAGAAUUAGGCCAUUUGAUUCAUCUUCUACUCUGCCAUCCAAUCAUUGCUAAUCUAUCUCUCCCUCCUAACCCCAUUCUCCUGCCUUCUCCCCGUAACCUCCGACACCCUUAGUGAUCAAGAAUCUAUCAAUCUCCACCUUAAAAAUAUCCACUGACUUGGCCUCCACAGCCUUUCGUGGCAAAGAAUUCCACAGAUUCACCACCCUCUUUCUCACUAACAAAAUUCCUCCUCAUGACCUUUUUAAAGGAACAUCCUUUUAUUCGGAGGCUGCAGCCUCUGGUCCUAGACUCUCCCACUAGUGGAAACAUCCUCUCCACAUCCACUCUAUCCAUGCCUUUACUAUUCAUUGUUUCAAUAAGCCCCCCCCCACCCUCAUCCAUCUCAACUCCAGCGAGUACAGGUCCAAUACUGUCAACUGCUCACCAUAUGUUAACUCAAUCAUUCCUGGGAUCAUUCUCGUAAACAAUCUCUGGACCCAGUGUCCUCAGAUAUGGGGAAUGGCUGCAGAAUUUCUCUCCUCUUCCUGCAGAUGCUGACUGACCUGCCGAAGAUUUCCAACAUUGUCUAGUAGUCCAUGCUGACUGGUGGGCACCUUUCUGUAUUAAUAUCUCCCAGCACUUGCACAAAACCUUCUACGCCCAAACAUUUUGUGCUCGUCUGUGGUAGAGUCACUGCCUUACAGCGCCAGUGACCCGGGUUCGAUGCUGCUUAUCGCUGCUGUCUGUAUGGAGAUUGCACGAUCUCCCCAUGGCCUGCGUGGGUUUCCUCCCACACUCCAAAGACGUAAAGGUUUGUAGGUUAAUUGGCUUUGGUAAAAUUGUCCCUGUUGUGUGUGGGGGGUAGUGUUAGUGUGCGGGGAUCGCUGGUCGGCACAGACUCGAUUUGCAGAUUUAGGAAUAUUUGACCGGUGGUCCCAAAAUUGCAAGUGAAUUUGAUUCACAUUGGCUCACAAUGAUAACAUUGAUUUUCCUUCACAAAUCAAUUGAAGAUAUGGGGCUGGGGAUUCAUGCCCUAGUUUGCCUCAAUGUGCCAGUGUUAAUGGGACCUGCUCCAGACCUCCAGUCAAUAUCUUCAGAACAACACAGGGCAACUGGGCCACUUCAUUAUUUCCUCUUGCCACCGAAUUAGUGAGUGAAAAGACAUGUGUAUUUUACACCAUAUAGACCCAAUCACUUCUUACAGAAACAAGAAAUAACUUUUUUUUAAAUUGUGUAGGAAAGAACUGGUUUAAAUCGAAGAUAGACACAAAUUGUUGGAGUAAUUCAAUGGGACAGGCAGCAUUUCUGGAGAGAAGGAAUGGGUGACAUUUCGGAUCGAGACCCUUCUUCAGACUUUUAAAACAUUCUUCAGACUUAAAAAAAAAUAUUUGGCUGGGUGCAUAGAAACAUCAGCAGAUGUAGAAACAAGGGGAAUUAUAUAGGUGGUUAUCAAUUUAAUUGGUGACCACCUAUAAUUAUAUAGGUGGUCAUCAGUUAUCUCAAACUGCUUUGAAAAUGAGUGCAUGUUCCCCUUAACUGCAUUGCCAACAGAUCAUCCUGCUUUACUCUAUGCAUCCUUUAAUAAAAACAUUUAUUCAAGCCUGCAGUAUCCAUAACAAUAUAUAUUUCCAACACUUAGCAAGGAUUAUUAAGCAGUAGGUCAUGACUCAGAAAUGCUUUCAAAUGACAAAGAUAUAUCUCAAUGUUCACGUUGUAUGCAAAAAUGGUGCUGUAUUUGUUAAUUGUGCAAAUAUAACAAAUGUUUUCAGUGCUAUUCCUUAGUACUUUCAUAAUAAAAUGGUGUCAAGCAGU